CAUGGUGGGUUGCAGCGCAAGACUGAUCUUUCUUCCAAUAUUUUACCGAUGAACUCAAGGACAAUAGAGAGCCAAAUCCAACCAACCGUUGGAGAGAAUAACUCUCACCAGCAGAAAACAAGAGAAGCUGCCGCGGAUUGCUUUGAUGCUAUAAGUGACCAGAAAGGAAAUAAUCCUCUAUUAGAUCAAACAAUUAAUUCAGACAUUGACUCUCUUCCCAGAAUCACGAGGGCUCAUAGACUUUGCUUUAGCCCAGGGCCUGUCUCCGAAGAUACAGAAUAUAGCUUGACUGAAAACAUUUUUUUGGAUAUUAACAAAUUUACUCAAGUAUGCGAAGCGAGAAGCCCAGCAAAAAGAAUUUAUCAAAGCAAUAUAUCUAAGCCACAUCAAUCCGAUACUCAACCCACAAAUGAUCUUCAGGAUUACUCAAUGCCAUCAACAAUUGACGAAGAAGCGCCACACUUGAAACAUAACUAUAACAUAAAAAAUAAUACCAUUGAUUCAUUCUAUGGAUUAGACGUGACAACUAAUUCAAAGUACCCAAGUAUAAACGAAAGCUGCUUUAUUAUGCAGGGUUUGGAGAUUGGAAAAGAUGACAGCCUGCCUGAAGAAUCUAAGGAAGAAUUGCCAUUUCCAUAUACUCAAAAGGUAAUCCACGAUAUUGAGUCUACAAAGCAACUUGCAUUCUCAUACUUUUCUGAUUUUUCAGUCUCAUCUUGUUCCGAUCAAAGAGAAAAGCAUGAUCUCUUUACCACCACAGACUUUCUUUCCUUGGCAGACUUUAAAGAAUUUUUGUGA
Messenger RNA from Protopolystoma xenopodis, 798 nucleotides. The record is from the annotation of a GenBank genome assembly. Lineage: Eukaryota; Metazoa; Platyhelminthes; Monogenea; Polystomatidea; Polystomatidae.